AUGACAUCAAAUCUGGUCUGGAUCGACCAAAGUCAAGGGACCACCGAGCAAGCGGCCCAUAUACGAGCACAAGCUGCACGAGAUUGGCGACGGCGACAACGGGAAGAACGUUCCGCUGCUGGUACCGAACAAAGAUCAAAAGGUGGCAAAGUUCUCCCUCGCCUCACAGAUACCAGCAUUGAAGGAGAUGGGCGUCUCAUCUCGAAGCCUAAGACCAAUCCAGAUCAUGGACAUGAGGCUGCAGAAGGCCCAUACCCGGCUCAGUCAGCCCAUCAGGCAUCCGAAGGCGUGGAAUUGGCGAGCAUGAGCGUCGCAGUCACUCGAGGAUCAAAACAGAUAUGUCCUCAGCCGUGGGUUGCAUUUUGUCAGAACGCUCUUCCCAUGUCAAUCGGUCGAUCCGACCUACCGAUAGUCCUCAUGACCAACGUUUUCGCAGAAGGCUAUUUCACAACGGAUGCAUACCGUAUACCUGCAGUGGCAACCAGGCACUUGACAUGGCUGCAGGCAAGAAACCGGUCCAUGGAAGAGGCUAUUUACGCUGUGGGUCUUCUGCAAAUACAGUCUGAACAGCACAAUGAUGACGUUGCACAUCGGGCACGGCGACAUUACGGGUUGCUGCUGAAAUCUUUUCAAAAUGACCUCGAGACACCCGAGAAAGACUUUACGGCUGUUGUCGCAGUCAUCUUGGAAGUUCUUUUGUGCCAGGUUUACACCACCGUCGCCGAGGACACCGUUUCGUGGCCCAUGCAUGUUAUGUGGAUGGUUCGAUUAGUGAAGCAAAGCGGCACCGAGCUUCUGUCAUCUCCUAUAGGUCAUAUACUCUACGAGACCUCAUCUUGUGCAUUCCCUCAUCACCCGACGGCCUUUCAGGCUGAACGUCUCGUACUGGAUGAGCAUAAAAUCUUCCCCCGAGCCUGGUGGCCUGCCGCAGUUACUAUCUAUUGCUGCAAGUCUACCCCGACUGCUCCAGAAGGUGGAUCUCGCUCUUGCUUCAAUUGGGUCUUCAGUUCAACUUACAUCACUGGCAUUUCGACUCCUGGAUCUCGAUCGAAGGUUUACCCGUUGGUUCGAAGAGUACAGCAAGCAAAGCACACGUCGUCUCAAAGAAGGGUCGGUCACAUUCGCUGUCAGCCAAGGGCCAUAGACGAUGUGAAGACUGCUCUUGACUCUGAUCCGGGCCUCGAGGAAUCCAUCUUGCUCCGAGAACGGAACUUCGACGACGAAUCUCGUGCGUGCGCCAACCUUCUCUGCCGAUCCAUGCCAUUCCUUCUUAGGUCUGCUGGUGGAAACGUCUCUCAAUCUGCUUCGGUGAGGCUCUCCAUUUUCUUCGCGCAAGAGUUCUUCGGCAGUAGCGCUGAAUACAAGGCCGAGCUUAAAUGGUGUACUACUGCCGAAAAGCUUUUGCGAGACCAUUUUCCAGCAGUGCACUUUGACGCACUUCUUCCUUGGGGCUUUCUGGCUUUGAUCUGGCAGCCCUUCGAAGCUCCAGAGAUCUUGCGGUCCAAUGACUAA
Molecule: messenger RNA, 1512 nt
Organism: Zasmidium cellare ATCC 36951
Lineage: Eukaryota; Fungi; Ascomycota; Dothideomycetes; Mycosphaerellales; Mycosphaerellaceae
Exons: 5
Coding region: 1-1512 (503 amino acids)
Source: RefSeq, a predicted model, not a curated record